Molecule: messenger RNA, 2249 nt
Organism: Elgaria multicarinata webbii
Lineage: Eukaryota; Metazoa; Chordata; Lepidosauria; Squamata; Anguidae
Gene: POU2F2
Product: POU class 2 homeobox 2
Biological process (GO): regulation of transcription by RNA polymerase II
Cellular component (GO): nucleus
Molecular function (GO): DNA-binding transcription factor activity, RNA polymerase II-specific; RNA polymerase II cis-regulatory region sequence-specific DNA binding
Source: RefSeq, a predicted model, not a curated record
CCCUCUCUGGAACAGGCACUGUCUGCCAGUGGCAGGCAAGACUCUCCAAUGUCCUCUCUCUUCCAGAAGAAGAACCGUAGCCAUGGUGAACUCGGGUCUGUGGGCAACAGAAGUAAGAAUGUCUAAGCCCCUGGAGUUGGAGAAGGCGCGGCUGGAGCUGCAAGAGGAGCACACAGAUACGGAAAGAAAUGGACCUGACACAAACCACCAGACCCAGCAGAGCAAACCUUCCCCGUUCUCCCCAUCCCCAACCAGCACCGGCACCAAGAUCAAAGCUGAAGACCCCACAGAAAUGCCUCCAGCCCCAGCCCCGGCCCCGGCUCCGCCAGCUCAACAGCCACACCUACCCCAGGCCCAGCUUAUGUUAGCUGGGAGCCAGCUUGCUGGGCUUACGGCCCUGAUGCCCGCCCAACAGCAGCUGCUUCUGCAGCAGGCCCAGGCCCAGCUUCUGGCAGCCGCCGUGCAGCAGUCCAAUGCCGCUGCCGCCGCCGCUUCCUCUCAGCAGCCUGGGGCUGAGCUGCCGGCGCCACAAAACCAGCCCCAGACACCUCAGCUUGCCCUGUCUCAGCCAAUCCAGCUCACUGCACAGGACAUUCAGCAGUUGCUUCAGCUCCAGCAAUUAGUCCUCGUCCCAGGGCACCACCUCCAGCCGCCUGCACAGUUCCUGCUGCCACAGGCCCAGCAGGGACAGCAAGGGCUGCUCCCAACACCAAAUCUCUUUCAGCUACCUCAGCAAAACCCAGGGAGCCUCCUGCCGAACCAGCCUCGUGCAGGACUCCCAGCACAGCCGCCCAAAUGCCUGGAGACCCCAUCACACCCUGAGGAGCCCAGUGACCUGGAGGAGCUGGAGCAGUUUGCCCGCACCUUCAAGCAGCGGCGUAUCAAGCUGGGUUUCACGCAGGGUGAUGUGGGGCUGGCCAUGGGGAAGCUUUAUGGGAAUGACUUCAGCCAGACAACUAUCUCACGCUUUGAGGCACUCAACCUCAGUUUCAAGAACAUGUGCAAGCUCAAACCUCUGCUGGAGAAAUGGCUCAAUGACGCUGAGACAAUGUCUGUGGACUCCACGCUUCCCAGUCCCAACCAGCUGAGCAGUCCUAACAUGGGCUUUGAUGGGCUACCAGGCCGGCGCCGCAAGAAACGGACCAGCAUUGAGACCAAUGUCCGCUUCGCAUUGGAAAAAAGCUUUCUCGCGAACCAGAAGCCUACCUCAGAGGAGAUCCUACUUAUCGCCGAGCAAUUAAACAUGGAGAAGGAGGUGAUUCGCGUCUGGUUCUGCAACCGCCGCCAGAAGGAGAAGCGGAUCAAUCCUUGCAGCUCUGCUCCCAUGUUGCCUGCCCAGGGCAAGCCUCCGGGCUACAACCCUCACUUGGUGACCAGCCCAGGCACCGGCACAAGUCUGCCCCUCUCCCAGGCUUCCAGUAGUCUGAGCACAACAGUUACUACCUUGUCCCCAACAGUCUGCUCCCUGACCUCCAGUCGGACAGUGGUGGGGGCAGGCGGCACCCCCCUCAACUCGGUCACGCCACCCCCAAGCAACAGCACAAAUCCCAGCCCCCAGAGCAGCACUCACCCGGCUAUCAGCUUGCAAGGCCUGAAUCCCAGUACAGGAAGCACAGUGCUAGGGGUGAAUGCAGGGUUAAACCCAGCGCUAAUGGCCACCAACCCGCUGGCCACCAUACAAGCAUUGGCCAGUGGUGGAAGCCUGCCGAUUACCAGCCUUGAUGCCAGUGGUAACUUGGUGUUGGGUACCAGUGCAGGCACAACCGGAAGCCAGAGCAUCGUGACCUCGUCGCUCUUCCUCAACCAUGCAGGCCUGCCCUUGCUGAGUGCUGCCCCAGGAGGCGUGGGGCUGGUGUCGGCGGCCGCUGCAGUGGCUGCCUCGAUGCCCAGCAAGUCCCCCACCCUGACCUCCUCCUCUUCUUCCUCCUCUUCCUCCUCCUCCUGUUCCUCAUGCAGCUCCUCCAGUGACGUGGCGCAGACUCUGGGGCAGGCUGGUCCCGGAUCCACCGAGCCGGAUGCCAAGACAGAAUGAGGGCUGAGGAACCUCCUCACUGCCUUUCCUGACACGGUGGGGGUGGCAAGGAGUUGGACGUACAAACCGGCGAGUGAAACCAAAAAAAAAAACCAAACAAAGAAAUGUCAGCAACAGCCAAACGAAAAACCAACCAAAAAUAACCCAAAGCAACCAAACAAGGAAAGCAAAAAGGGACAAAGGAAGAAACCAAAAAGAAUUCCCCAAACUUUUGGCG